This is a messenger RNA of Rhincodon typus (whale shark), 816 nucleotides long. RefSeq names its product inactive phospholipid phosphatase 7-like. The transcript has 2 exons. Bases 1 to 816 code for a protein of 271 amino acids. The record is from RefSeq and is a predicted model, not a curated record. Gene Ontology annotation, molecular function: sphingosine-1-phosphate phosphatase activity. NCBI's taxonomy places the organism in Eukaryota, Metazoa, Chordata, Chondrichthyes, Orectolobiformes, Rhincodontidae. Gene Ontology annotation, cellular component: nuclear envelope.
AUGCCGGUUCAGCAGAGCAGAUCCCACGCCAGGGAGAGGAACAAUGUUCUGAACAGAGCCGAGUUCAUGUCCCUCACCCAGACCAUGAGGGGCACUCAAGAGGGCCGGAGUUCGCUGAGGAAGUGCAGUGGGCAGCAACAGCCCCUGCCAACUGAGGGGAAAGAUUGCCCCCAUCUGCCCGAGGAGGACUGCAUGCAGCUCAACCCGUCUCUGCGAGGAAUCGCCAUUAACUCGCUGAUGGCCAUUGACAUCUGUCUGUCCAAGAGGAUAGGGGUCUGUGCCAACAGCUCCUCCAGCUGGACCAGUGCCCGGCCUAUCGUCAAGCUAAUUGGGGUAACGGGUCAUGGGGUGCCCUGGAUCGGAGGCACAAUCUUCUGUCUGACCAAGAGCAACACAACAGCUGGGCAGGAGGUCAUCUUCAAUCUUCUGUUUGCCUUGAUCCUUGACCUUCUGGUGGUGGCAGCAGUGCAGAAGAUGGUAAAGAGAAAGGCACCUUCGGAGGUGAGCCCCAGCUUGCUGGAUUAUAUCGUCAUGGAUGUCUUCGCUUUCCCGGCCGGUCAAGCCAGCAGAGCUGUCAUGGUGACUCGAUUCUUCUUCAACCACCUGGUCCUAGCUGUGCCCCUGCGGAUCCUCUUGGUGAUCUGGGCUGGAGUCAUUGGCGUCUCCCGUGUCAUGAUUGGCCGGCAUUACGUGACAGAUGUCUUCUGUGGAUUUUUCAUUGGCUACCUGCAGUUCAAUUUGGUGGAGCUCCUAUGGAUACCAUCUGGUACCUGUCAGCUCCUCAUCUCAGUUAUCCCGAACUUCCAGGGCACUUAG